This is a messenger RNA of Morone saxatilis (striped sea-bass), 3008 nucleotides long. Its product is annotated as protein adenylyltransferase SelO-like. NCBI's taxonomy places the organism in Eukaryota, Metazoa, Chordata, Actinopteri, Moronidae. The coding region runs from base 954 to 2693 and encodes 579 amino acids. The transcript is spliced from 19 exons. The record is from RefSeq and is a predicted model, not a curated record.
UGUUCCCCAGCAGCGUGCAGUCAGGACAGGUUAUAUGAACGGAACCGGAAACAGUGAGCCAGUCGUCGGUCGGUGACGAUUCAUAACAAGGAAGUAGCGUUAGCUGUAAAUGGCGGAGAGUUGAGCAGGAAUAUGAGCAGAUGAAUCAUUUUUAAUGAGUUGUAUGAAAGAAAUGCCGUGAUAAAUGUAAACUGUGGUUGUUUUGUGUUUAAAUCUGAGCUGUAAAAUUAUUUUAGUGGUCUCCAGAUGUGCUUGUUUGUAGCCUCUGGUCUCAGAUCAGCCUAGUUACAUCCACGUUAUUGUUUAAAGCUUACAUUUUAGGGUGUGUUUUAGUUGUGUUUGUUUAGGUAUUACUCAAAAAAGCUGACAAAAAGUGCAUGAAAGUAGUGUUUUUAGGGAAGAUACAGCUUUUCGUUGACUGCCAGUUGAUGUUUGUUAACAUUGGUGGCUGUUUGUCUGCAGAGGAAAGUUACAUUGUGUUGUUGUUACACUGAAACAUUGUACUUAUUCGUUCACACUACACUACAUUUGUAUAAAUAUGCACAUUGCAGUAUGUAUUCUGCACUUCAUUAAAAAACAACUCUACUGUAGUACACUUUUUGACAGUGAUAGUAACUAGUUGUAGGUUCAGAUUUCAAAUGAUCAACAAAUAUAACAUGAUGCAUUUUUUAUAGAACAAACUACUCCACAGUAAAUGAAGUGGUUAAAACCUUAAUACAUCAAUAACAACAUAAGUAUUUUUACGUUUUAUACUGAAACAUUAAGCUGAUAAUACUUUUGAAUGCAGGACUUGUGAACAUUGUGGUUUUAUCUUGAGUAAGAAUCAGAGUACAUCCUCCACCACUGCUGUUUGCCUUAUGAGGAUGACCAGCGGGAGGUCAUAGUUUAUUUAUUAUUUAAUUUAUUACAACAUCAUUGCUUACAGGGCAAAGGCAGCUGCUCUGUCUGGGGAAAUGUGCAGCAUCCAAACAGUUUUAGUCUUUGCUCUCGUAGCAGCAACCAGCUUCACACCUGUAUAUGUCCUGGAGUUCUGCCAAGCUACUGACCGUGAAUGCCACAGUCAUGACGAAAUGCCAUCAGGCACCGUCAAAUCCAGGUGGAACAUGAGUGUUUCAGACCUCCUACAGGACCUGGACCAAUUCAGUGUGUCCUGCAAGAAGCUUAUAGAAGCAUUUCCAGUAGAUGAGGUUGAUGGCAACUUUGUUCGCACUGUAAAGAACUGCAUAUUCUCCAAAUCCAUUCCAACCCCACUGAAAGGCCCGUUAAGACUGGCAGCAGUUUCCAAGGAUGUCAUUGAAGGCAUCUUAGAUGUAGACGUGGCUGUAACACAGUCUGAGGAGUUCCUGCAAUAUGCCAGUGGUGGCAGACUGCUACAAGGAUCGGUACCACUUGCACACAGAUAUGGAGGUCAUCAGUUUGGCUACUGGGCAGGUCAGCUUGGCGAUGGUCGAGCACAUUCUCUUGGUCAGUAUACAAACAGGAACGGAGAAGUAUGGGAACUGCAGCUCAAAGGCUCUGGAAAAACACCAUAUUCAAGGUCAGGCGAUGGUCGAGCUGUGAUCCGCUCCUCUGUAAGGGAGUUCCUGUGCAGUGAAGCCAUGCAUUUCCUGGGUGUUCCAACCAGCAGGGCUGCCAGUCUAAUUGUAAGUGACGAGCCGGUGUUGAGGGAUCAAUUCUACAAUGGCAAUGUGAAGACAGAGAGAGGAGCUGUUGUUCUCCGGUUAGCAAAGUCAUGGUUUCGGAUUGGAUCUUUAGAAAUUUUGGCUCAAAGUGGAGAGAUAGAUCUCCUGAGAAAGCUGUUGAACUUUGUGAUUGGUGAACAUUUUGCUUCAGUCGAUUCAGAUGACCCAGAUAAAUAUUUGGUGUUUUAUUCCACAGUUGUAAAUGAAACAGCACACCUGAUUGCCCAGUGGAUGUCUGUUGGGUUUGCACACGGUGUGUGCAACACAGACAACUUCAGUCUGCUGUCUAUCACCAUCGAUUACGGACCAUUUGGCUUCAUGGAGUCGUAUAACCCCAAUUUUGUCCCCAACACAUCUGACGAUGAGGGCAGAUACAGCGUAGGAGCUCAGGCCAACACUGGACUGUUCAACCUGGAGAAACUCUUGAUGGCUCUCAGUCCGGUGCUUUCUGAAAAACAGCAGAAAGAGGCUAAAAUGAUUUUAAAAGGAUAUGUUGAUAUUUACCAUAUGAGGAUUCAUCAGCUAUUUAAAGCUAAACUGGGGCUUCUAGGUGAAGAGGAGGAGGAUGGCUACCUCAUUGCGUUCCUGCUUAAGAUGAUGGAGGACACACAGUCAGACUUCACCAUGACAUUCAGGCAGCUCAGUGAAGUUUCAGCCCAGCAGCUUCACAACAGUGACUUCACACAGAUGUGGGCUCUUGAAGACUUGUCGUCCCACAAGCUCUUCUCUGAUUGGCUCAGAAUGUACCUGCUCCGGCUCAGCAGACAACGAGAUGAUAGUGAUUUAGAUCGCCAACACAGGAUGAAAAAUGUAAAUCCUAGAUAUGUGCUGCGGAACUGGAUGGCAGAGUCUGCUAUAGGGAAAGCUGAGAUGAACAAUUUUUCUGAGGUGGAGCUGCUGCACCACAUCAUGUCCUUUCCCUUUGUUACACAAGAGACUGCAGAGGAGGCGGGCUAUGCAGCAAGACCUCCAGUGUGGGCUAAGAGGUUAAAGGUCAGCUGUUCCUCUUGAGUAACUCCUUGAUUGAGCAAAGUACUAAAAUGAAGAAGAAUUACAACCCAGCUGAGCUUUUAUAGUACAUUGUGGUCAUUUAUGUCCUGUUGGUGGAAUAUAUUUGGUCCAAAAUGUCAAGGUCAUGGUUCUUUUAUACUCCUUUCUACCCACUAUGUGUGGAUACAGUGACCAACAAAAAAUGUAUAAUUGUAUAUGGCUCUUAGUGUAACAGAAGAAUGAAAUUCUAAUUGUAUUUAGCUCAUAAAAGUGUACUUUGACUGUUUGACAACUACAUACUUUCAUCCAUAUUGACACCAAAAUAAAUACAACGAU